Molecule: messenger RNA, 620 nt
Organism: Esox lucius (northern pike)
Lineage: Eukaryota; Metazoa; Chordata; Actinopteri; Esociformes; Esocidae
Product: transmembrane protein 249
Exons: 3
Coding region: 106-594 (162 amino acids)
Source: RefSeq, a predicted model, not a curated record
UUGGAUACAUAAUGUAGUUUUGACCCAAAAAAUACACAUAAUAACUGUGAGUAUCUUACAUUAUCUUGAUUUAUACUAUACACACCUUUUAAUGUUUACACUAAAAUGAAACUUUACAACAUGUAUUUUGCUUUUCACAUAACCAUCUCUAUUUUGUCUGUUAGCACAAUGACUAUUGGGAUUUUUAGCACAUGGGACCAUCAGUUCAACACCACUGAGCAAGCACUCACAGACAAAAUAAAGAACAACCCUAGCUUUCCAUUUACUUUAAUUAAGGAGGUGUUUGUUCUUGAAUAUGUGCAUGAAAACAUCUGGAAAGGUUCGCUGCUACUAAUCGCCUCCACUAUUGGAACUGCCUGCUACAUGAACAUAGAGUUUCAGGACUAUCACAAGUAUGCUGGGUUCCUGGUGUUCAGCUUGUGCGUGUCUCUGUGGCUUAUCUGUUCCGGAGCCUUCCGCCGGCGCCUGGAGAUCGAUCAUAAGAAGAAGGAGUACCGAUACUACAUCCACACACAUCUACGCCACAGGGGCCCUCUGCACCAGAUCUACAUCCGCAUCAUAGCACAAAAGAGUGGUGAGGGUCACUAUAAAUAAGGGCCAGUGUUAUUCUUUCACCUUCA